Gopherus evgoodei (Goodes thornscrub tortoise) is the source of this 5498-nucleotide messenger RNA. It is a transcript of the gene FLII, whose product is annotated as FLII actin remodeling protein. NCBI's taxonomy places the organism in Eukaryota, Metazoa, Chordata, Testudines, Testudinidae. Gene Ontology annotation, biological process: actin filament severing; barbed-end actin filament capping; myofibril assembly. The record is from RefSeq and is a predicted model, not a curated record. Gene Ontology annotation, molecular function: phosphatidylinositol-4,5-bisphosphate binding; actin filament binding. The coding region runs from base 1 to 3816 and encodes 1271 amino acids. The transcript is spliced from 30 exons. Gene Ontology annotation, cellular component: cytoplasm; actin cytoskeleton; nucleus.
AUGGCUGCCACUGGAGUGCUCCCCUUUAUCAGGGGGGUGGAUCUGAGUGGGAAUGACUUCAAGGGUGGCUAUUUUCCUGACCACGUGAAGGCCAUGACCAGCUUGCGAUGGCUGAAGCUGAACAGGACGGGCCUGUGCUACCUGCCGGAGGAGCUCUCUUCCCUCCAGAAACUGGAGCACCUGUCUGUGAGUCACAACAACCUCACCACGCUCCAUGGAGAGCUCUCCGGCCUGCCGUGCCUCCGGGCAAUUGUGGCUCGAGCGAACAGCCUGAAGAAUUCAGGAGUUCCUGAUGACAUUUUCCAGCUCGAUGACCUCUCGGUGCUGGACCUGAGCUACAACCAGCUCACGGAGUGUCCCCGGGACCUGGAGAAUGCCAAGAACAUGCUGGUGCUCAACCUCAGCCACAACAGCAUCGAUAACAUCCCCAACCAGCUGUUCAUCAACCUGACGGACCUGCUGUACCUGGACCUGAGCGAGAACAAGCUGGAGAGCCUGCCGCCGCAGAUGAGGCGUCUGGUGCACCUGCAGACUCUGAUCCUGAACAACAACCCACUGCUGCACGCCCAGCUCAGGCAGCUCCCUGCAAUGACCGCUUUGCAGACCCUGCACCUGAGGAACACGCAGCGCACUCAGAGCAAUCUGCCCACCAGCCUGGAGGGCCUCACCAACCUCGCAGACGUGGACCUGGCCUGCAACGAGCUGAGCCGGGUCCCCGAGUGCCUCUACACCCUCUCCAGCCUCCGCCGUCUCAACCUUAGCAGCAACCAGAUCUCCGAGCUCUCACUCUGCAUCGACCAGUGGACCCAGCUGGAGACCCUCAAUCUGUCACGGAACCAGCUCACGUCGCUGCCCUCUGCCAUCUGCAAGCUGACCAAGCUGAAGAAGCUCUACCUAAACUCCAACAAGCUGGACUUCGACGGCAUUCCCUCUGGCAUUGGCAAACUGACCAGCCUGGAGGAGUUCAUGGCAGCCAACAACAACCUGGAGCUGAUCCCCGAGAGCCUGUGCAGGUGCACGAAGCUGAAGAAGCUGGUGCUGAACAAGAACCGCCUGGUCACCCUGCCAGAGGCUGUUCAUUUCCUGACGGACGUCGAGAUCCUGGACGUCCGGGAGAACCCCAACCUGGUGAUGCCCCCCAAGCCAGUGGACAAAACCUCUGAGUGGUACAACAUCGACUUCUCCCUGCAGAACCAGCUGCGCCUGGCUGGCGCCUCACCCGCCACCGUCGCAGCAGCUGCAGCAGGGAGCGGCACGAAGGACCCCACGGCCCGCAAGAUGCGACUUCGCCGGCGCAAGGACUCGGCAGCGCAGGACGAUCAGGCCAAGCAGGUGUUGAAGGGGAUGUCAGACGUGGCUCAGGAGAAGAACAAGAAACUGGAGGAGAAUGGGGACAUGAAAUACACGGAUCCGAAGACGCGCCGCUGGGACCAGAGCCUGGAGAAGCCCCAGCUCAACUACUCGGAGUUCUUCACGGAGGACGUGGGGCAGAUCCCCGGCGUCUCCGUCUGGCAGAUCGAGAACUUUGUGCCCACUCUGGUGGACGAGGCCUUCAACGGGAAGUUCUACGAAGCCGACUGCUACAUUGUGCUGAAGACGUUCCUGGACGACAGCAGCUCCUUGACCUGGGAGAUCUACUACUGGAUCGGGCAGGAGGCCACGCUGGACAAGAAGGCCAGCGCCGCCAUCCACGCCGUCAACCUGCGCAACUACCUGGGGGCCCAGUGCCGCACCAUCCGGGAGGAGAUGGGGGACGAGAGCGACGAAUUCAGCCAGGUGUUCAACCACGAGAUCUCCUACAUCGAGGGGGGCUCGGCCAGCGGCUUCUACACCGUCGAGGACGCGCAGUACAUCACCAGGCUGUAUCGCGUCUAUGGGAAAAAGAAUAUUAAGCUGGAGCCCGUGACGCUUAAGGCUGCUUCGCUGGACCCCCGGUUCGUCUUCCUCCUGGACAACGGCCUUGAGAUCUCCGUGUGGAGGGGGACCCAGGCCACGCUGAGCAGCACCACCAAAGCCAGGCUCUUCGCUGAGAAGAUCAACAAGAAUGAGCGGAAGGGGAAGGCGGAGAUCACGCUCCUGAGCCAGAGCCAGGAGCCACCCGAGUUCUGGGAGGUGCUGGGGGGCCGGCCUGAGGAGAUCAAGGCCAACGUCCCGGACGACUUCCAGCCAGCCAAGCCCAAGCUGUAUAAGGUCGGCCUGGGGCUGGGCUACCUGGAGCUGCCCCAGAUCAACUACAAGCUCUCGGUGGAGCACCAGAAGCGGCCCAAGGUGGACCUGCUGCCGGAGAUGCGACUGCUGCAGAGCCUGCUCGACACCAAGGCCGUGUACAUCCUCGACUGCUGGUCUGACGUCUUCAUCUGGGUGGGCAGGAAGUCCCCACGUCUGGUGCGGGCGGCGGCCCUCAAGCUGGGGCAGGAGCUGUGCAGCAUGCUGCACCGGCCCAGGCACGCCAUGGUUAUCCGCAACCUGGAGGGCACCGAGUGCCAGGUGUUCAAGUCCAAAUUCAAGAACUGGGACGACGUGCUGAAGGUGGACUACACCCGCAACGCAGAGAGCGUGCUGCAGGCCAAGGGGCUGGCCGGCAAGGUGAAGAAAGAUGCUGAGAAGAAGGAUCAGAUGAAGGCUGACCUGACGGCGCUGUUCCUGCCCCGCCAGCCCCCCAUGGCCCUGACGGAGGCGGAGCAGCUGAUGGAGGAGUGGAACGAGGACCUGGACGGCAUGGAGGGCUUUGUCCUGGAGGGCAAGAAAUUUGCUCGCCUGCCCGAAGAGGAGUUCGGACACUUCCACACGCAGGAUUGCUAUGUCUUCCUGUGCAGGUACUGGGUGCCAGUGGAGUACGAGGACGAGGCGGAGAAGAAGAAGACGAGCGGUGGCAAAGGGGACGGAGAGGGAGGGGAGGAGGACGAGGAGGAAGAGGAGGAGGAGAAGCAGCCGGAGGAAGACUUCCAGUGCAUCGUGUACUUCUGGCAGGGGCGCGAGGCCUCCAACAUGGGCUGGCUCACCUUUACCUUCAGCCUGCAGAAGAAGUUCGAGAGCCUCUUCCCUGGCAAGCUGGAGGUUGUGCGCAUGACCCAGCAGCAGGAGAACCCCAAGUUCCUGUCUCACUUCAAGAGGAAGUUCAUUAUCCACAAGGGCAAGAGGAAAUCCAAGGACAACAACUUGCAGCCCAGCCUGUACCACGUCCGCACCAACGGCAGCGCCCUCUGCACCCGGUGCAUCCAGAUCAACACCGACUCCUGUCUGCUGAACUCAGAGUUCUGCUUCAUCCUGAAGGUGCCGUUCGAGAGCACCGAUAACCAAGGCAUCGUCUAUACCUGGGUGGGCCGGGCCGCCGACCCCGAGGAGGCCAAGCUAGCCGAGGAAAUCAUGAACCACAUGUUCGACGACUCGUACAGCAAGCAGGUGAUAAACGAAGGAGAGGAGCCGGAGAACUUUUUCUGGGUUGGCAUCGGGGGCCAGAAGGCCUACGAUGAAGACGCUGACUACAUGAAGUACUCGCGGCUGUUCAGGUGCUCCAACGAGAAGGGCUAUUUCUCCGUGUCAGAGAAGUGCUCCGAUUUCUGCCAGGAUGACCUGGCGGACGACGACAUCAUGCUGCUGGACAACGGCCGGGAGGUUUACAUGUGGGUGGGAACCCAGACAAGCCAGGUGGAAAUCAAGCUGAGCUUGAAGGCUUGCCAGGUGUAUAUCCAGCACAUGCGCUCGAAGGCAGCCGAGCACCCCCGGAAGCUGCGGCUGGUGCGGAAAGGCAACGAGCCCCAUCCCUUCACCCGCUGCUUCCACGCCUGGGGUGUCUUCCGAAAGCCGCCCGCCUAAGGGGCCGCGGGGGAGCACCUGCCCUGCUGGAGCCGGCACCCAGCCCGUGGAGAGCACGGGGUCCUUCGCAGCGUGACACUUCCCCAAGAGGAGGAAUAGAACCUGCCUCUGCCCUUCAGGGCUGUCUGCCCCCCCCUUCCUCCCCGCUGCUUUGCUGCUGCGUGCUGCCGCCUCUCGCUUGUGCAGGGGCUGGUUCCUUGCCAGGCCUGGCCCGGAGCUGCCCUUCUCCCGCAGAGACACCCCAAAGGGAGUGGGGAGCAGCCCAUGGGGCAGCCUGCACUGCUGAAGCUACAUGACUAAAACUUCCUGACCUGACCUGUGUGGCUGGAGGGGCUGCAUCUCACUUGCCCCUAAAGUGACAAGGCUCAGCCCCGCUCCGCUCUGGUACCAGCUCCUGGCAGUGAAGAGGGGCUCAGGCAGCAUCAGGCUGUAGCACAGUGUAACGGACUGGGGCCCAUGGCUAUAUUGGGCUGAUAAGGUUAUUUCUUCCCCUGCCACUGGGCGAGGGGCUUUGGGUACUUGUGGCCAGGCCACGGCUUGUGGUCUGACCCUAGCAGGCAGGGGCACACUGUGGGGAGAGCAGAGUGCAGGGCCUGCAGGGAACAGAGCCAAGCCGGGGCAGAGGGGGGGACUCAGCUCUAGGCAGGAGAGUCUGGGUGCUGUUAGCUGGCUCUGGAGAGGUGCCUGUAGCUUCCUGUUGAGUGAAUGCAGGUCAGGGCUGGGCCCAGAGCAUAGGCCUAGUGCCAGCUCAACAGCAGGGAGGGGAGCACUACAGCAAGGCCAGGGGAGCAGUGGGUGUGAAACUGGGGCAAGGAGGGUUAUCAGCCACAAGGCUACAUAAGCGCCAGGAACCUCCCACUCUCCAUGGUAAGACUGUGGCUGUGUUUAUAAUCCCGGAAGCGGCUGCCCCCAGGAGAGCAGCGGCCUGGUGCCAGCCUGCACCUCAUGCUGUGUAAGUCCCCACCUUGCUGUGUGCUGCCUGCAGCAGCCUGGCUCUUUACCCUCCUGCAAGCAGGCUGGGGCCUCUGUCUGGUAAAGGCACAGGCCAGUACCAGCCCCUAUUGAUUUUCCAUGGGCAAUAGGUGCCUUUCACCUCCCUUCCAGCCCCUGUGACACUGCGGAUGGGGGGGCUAUUCUUCCUGAGGGCGAGAGCCCCUUCUCUUGCCUGCCUGGGGGACAGUUAAAGGCAGGUGGGUGCUUUGGUGCUGUCUGUUAAACAGCAUGAAGUCAGGCAGUCAGAGCUGGGAGUGUAACCAGGAUCCACACAGGCCAGCACCAGCUGGCACCAGUGACUGGCCCCAGCCCCAGCUGUGCCAGGCACCUGUGCAGCUGCCCCCUGCUGAACCCUGCUGCACCCUGCUGCUGUGGUGAACCAUGUUGUGGUCAGUGCCGGCCACGAGGGGGCACAGUAAGACCACCCGGGGCACUUGAGUUUUAGCACAGACUUCCCCACAUGCUGCAGGGAUUGGAACCAGCUGGCUGGGCCCCCUGCCCUGCGCUAGGGCAGUGCUGCUUGCCGAGCCGCAGGAGCAGGGUUAAAUACCAUUCCCUCCCCCCUCCCUUGGCACUCACGGUUGAGAAGCACAGUUUGCACUCAGUGCCCCCCUCACAGUGACUGUAAGUGCCACUCUGUGCCUGGCUGCUGCCUUCUGGAUCAUAUCAAUAAAACUGCACUUCACCGA